Messenger RNA from Branchiostoma floridae (Florida lancelet), 2307 nucleotides. RefSeq lists its product as uncharacterized. The transcript is spliced from 5 exons. Lineage: Eukaryota; Metazoa; Chordata; Leptocardii; Amphioxiformes; Branchiostomatidae. The coding region runs from base 58 to 1071 and encodes 337 amino acids. The record is from RefSeq and is a predicted model, not a curated record.
AACACGUCGCUAGGUGGCGCUGCUGUAUGCAGGUGCAGAUCAACAGGCAUUCCCAAGAUGGCGACAGACAAGGCGGAAGUAGAGCGCAAGAUCGCUCAACUUUGCAAGAAAAUCGACUCAUUCGGACUCUCGGACCAAGAUAUCUAUCGAGUCAGCUCUGUGAAGAAGUUGAGCGGACGCCGUGUCACAUGUGGGGGGAUACUCUGCGCUACAGCCGCGGUGCUAGCUGUGGUUGUAGCGGCGGUGGCCAUCGGUCUGGGCACGGGUCUGAUUCACCCCAUGGUGCGUAGGAAGCUGACCGAACACCUGUUCGCCUUUCUGGAGGGAGACGUGGAGAAGGAGUCCUGCAUCUUCCCCUUCAUAGAGGAGCUCCAGGACCCCUUCCGUCCGCCCGUCAACUGCCAGAUCUGUGUGGACAUCCAGGAAGUGGACAGGGUUCGGAACCUGAAGCCAGACGAUUUUAUGGCAAGGUACGCCUACACAGGGAGACCUGUGAUAGUGGAGGACGGAGCCCAGAGCUGGACAGCUUCUGAGUACUUCAGCUUUGACUACUUCAAGUCGGUCUACAAGCCAGACAGCCCCGCCCUGAUGAACGAGGAGAGCCACUGUCAGUUCUUCCCGUACAAGACCAACUUCGAGAGUCUGGGAGACGUCUUCAACAUGAGUAAGGAACGGGCAAGUCUGGAGGAUGGAUCGGAGCCCUGGUACAUCGGAUGGAGUAACUGCGAUGCUGCAGCAGCCAAUGAUCUGCGGAGGCACUACGAGCGACCGUACUUCCUCCCGUCCGAGGCAGAGUCCAGUAAGACUGACUGGAUCUUCAUGGGAAGCCCCGGCUAUGGAGCCCACCUGCAUAUUGAUGCAGUGGACAAACCGUCCUGGCAGGCUCAGGUGAAAGGGACCAAGGAGUGGACGAUGGAGCCCCCGCCUGAGUGUUACUUCGAAUGCCCCAACACACUGAAGGUUACCGUACACCCAGGGGAAAUAAUUGUGCUGGACACAAACAAGUGGUUCCACAAGACCUUGAUCAUCGGCGAUGAGAUGAGCAUCACAAUUGGUUCGGAGUACGACUAGAGAUGUGGACGUCAUUAACAUACAGAUAGUGCUGAGAGCCUACUCUCCAAGCAGAGGUUAGGCCUCGGGUGUUUUUUGAUGUUUUUAAGGUGUUUUAUGGGGGUCGUGAGACAUCACUAAAAUGGUACAAAAUAGAAAGCCCAAUAAAAACACCUAAAGAACGUCAAAAACAGCCAGAGCCUAAACCCUGCUUAGAGAAUACUGGGAGUCCAUAUUUGCAAUAUUUUACAAGCAUUUAGAGAGGAUAUUUUUGGAGGUAAAAAAGUUUUACAAUAUAAGAAUAUAGGGGAGGUGAAAGGCGUUUUAAACAAAUGGGAAGAUGGCAAUUGAAAUGAUAGCUUUUUGCAGGUAAAGGUGUUCUUAAGAUUUUUGAUAUGAAAUAAUCCCACCUGGUUAAUACAAAACAUUUAUACAUGUACCUAAUUCAGGGCUACAACUGCAAGUGAAAUUUCAAAACAAGCAAUCUUCCAGGUACAUGUAUCAUGAUAAGCUUGCAUCUGUAUCAGAUAUAGUAUUAGUGGGAUCACAGUUUGAAAUGCACAUGCUCGAGGUCAAAGGUAAAGGCCCCUGACUUGUAACCAUGCUUUAUGUAUGUCUCAGGGGCCUCAACUUUGACAUAGUACCCACAAUGCAUCACACUAUGCAUACACAGUUUGAACAGUGAACACGCUUAUUCAAAAUUCUGAUCUAAAAAUGGCCUUAAUACUUAAAGGUUGGAAAGUCUAGCUACCCUUACCAAAGAAAUAGUUCUAGUUUAUGCAAGAAGCUUUUAAAAACAUUGGAGUAUAUGUAGUGCAUGUAGAUGUUAGUUGGCUAACGUUUAUGAUAUGGACCACUGGUGAUGGCUUUUACAAUAGGUUUUAAUCAGAUCAGAAUAAAAAGGUGUUUCCAAUCAUGUGCAGGCAAAGUAGAGAGAAGAUUUUGUAAAGGCUGUUAAUCAAAGUGAACAAGUCAAGCAAUAUCAGUGAACAACAGCUUUAUUUUUGUAAGAGGCAACUUGUAUUUUUGGAGAGUGACUGUUGUAUACUUUCAUGCCAUGAAAACUUGUAGGGAUUCUCAAACGUGUACAGAUAAACUGCAUUUAGUCAUUAUGGUUGCAGUUUGGGUAUUGUGAUUAUCUAAACUUUGCAUUUAAAGCAUUUAUACUAACUAGUGUGUUUUUGGUAAUUUGCUGGCCAAUUAAUUAUGAACUUUGUGCAAUCGUGUGGUGAUUUUAAUAAACAGGCUGCAAAAUGA